This is a messenger RNA of Tinamus guttatus (white-throated tinamou), 325 nucleotides long. The record is from RefSeq and is a predicted model, not a curated record. NCBI's taxonomy places the organism in Eukaryota, Metazoa, Chordata, Aves, Tinamiformes, Tinamidae.
AAAGCAGCAAGCGCCAGACUGCUGCCGAAGCGACAGAGCCCACCUCGACAUGAAGGUCUUCUCCUUGGCCCUGGUUUCUCUGCUUCUUGGUGCUCUCUGGACUGAAGCCCAGGGCAAGACCUACGGCGUCCCCACCUCCUGCUGCUUCAGCUACCAGUCCAAGCCCGUCCCGCGGGGCAUCAUCGCCUCUGCCUACGUCACGAGCAGCAGCUGCACCCAGCCGGGAGUGAUCUUCGUCACCAAGAAGAAGCAGGAGAUCUGCGCCGACCCCCAGGUCCCCUGGGUCCGGGCACAUCUCAAACACUUCCACAAGAAGCAGGACUGA